UGUUUCAGGGAUGUGAACUGGAGGACCGGGGGAGGGGAGGAAACAUGGCGGCGUCCAGCGACAGUCUGUGAGUCAGGCAUAGGCAGACGGUGCAGUGACAGAGGCAAGAGAGGGGGAAGGAGCGACCGUUCCGGGACUAAGACCCCACCUUGCUUGAAGAGGAGGAGGGACCGUGUACUGCUAUUUGGGAAGGAGGGAGCCGGGAAGGGGCGGGGACAGAGUCCCGGGUACAACGCGGCUCCCUGCUGUAGUCGUGCUGCUCGCUACUAUAUGUGCAGGUCUUAAUGCAAAAUGAAUUUAAUCAAAGAGAACAAGGACCUGGCCUGUUUUUACACCACAAAGCAUUCCUGGAGGGGAAGGUAUAAGAGAGUAUUUUCAGUGGGAACACAUGCCAUUACAACGUACAACCCAACCACCCUCGAAGUUACAAAUCAGUGGCCUUAUGGAGACAUUUGCGGUAUCAGCCCUGUGGGCAAAGGGCAAGGAUCAGAAUUUGCUCUUACAUUUCGAAAGGGCAGUGGGAAGAAAUCUGAAACAUUAAAAUUUUCUACAGACCACAGAACAGAACUUCUUACUGAAGCCCUGAGAUUUAGAACAGACUUCUCUGAAGGGAAGAUUACUGGAAGGAGGUAUAAUUGUUAUAAACAUCACUGGAGUGAUACAAGAAAAUUAGUCACUCUGGAAGUCACUCCUGGGGGAAUAGACCAGAUUGAUCCAGUAACAAAUCGUGUCCUCUGUUCCUAUGACUAUCGGAAUAUAGAAGGCUUUGCAGAGGUCACAGACUACCAAGGAGGAUUCUGUAUUUUGUAUGGAGGCUUUAGUCGUCUGCAUUUAUUUGCAACAGAACAAAGAGAUGAAAUCAUUAAAAGUGCCAUAGAACAUGCUGGAAACUACAUAGGAAUUUCCUUGAGGAUAAGGAAAGAGCCGUUAGAAUUUGAACAAUUUUUGAGUCUUCGACUUGGCAAAUAUAGCAAUGAUGAAUCUAUCACCUCAUUAGCAGAAUUCAUUGUUCAAAAAAUCACUCCAAGACAUACGGAGCCUGUAAAAAGAUUAUUAGCACUUACUGAAACUUGUCUAGUGGAACGGGACCCCGCAACCUACAAUAUUGUAACACUGAAACCACUAGGAGAGAUUUUUGCACUUGUUUAUGACCCUCAAAAUCCUCAACUGUUUACCAUUGAAUUCAUUAAAGGACAAAUUCGUAAAUAUUCUUCAACUGAAAGAGAUUCCUUAUUGGCGAGCCUUUUAGAUGGAGUCAGAGCUUCCGGAAAUAGGGAUGUGUGUGUCAAAAUGACCCCGACUCAAAGGGGGCAACGAUGGGGUCUUCUGAGUGUGCCUGUGGAUGAGGAAGUAGAAAGUCUACAUUUGAAGUUCCUUACAACUCCUCCAAAUGGAGUGUUUGCAGAUUCUGUCUUUAGAUUCAACUCUAAUAUUUCUUAUAGUGGCGUUCUUCAUGCUGUAACACAAGAUGGUCUCUUUUCUGAGAACAAAGAGAAGUUGAUAAAUAAUGCCAUAACAUCCUUACUCUCCCAAGAAGGAGACUUAGCAGCUUCGAAUGCAGAACUGGAGAGCCAAUUUCAGGCAGUCAGGCGAUUAGUGGCUUCAAAAGCUGGAUUCCUGGCCUUUACUCAGCUACCAAAGUUUCGGGAGCGCCUUGGAGUAAAAGUAGUGAAGGCAUUGAAGAGGAACAAUGAUGGUGUUACCCAUGCUGCUAUUGACAUGCUCUGUGCACUUAUGUGUCCCAUGCAUGAUGACUAUGACCUAAGGCAAGAGCAGCUGAACAAAGCAUCCCUUCUCUCUUCCAAAAAGUUUCUGGAAAACUUGCUAGAAAAAUUUAACUCUUAUGUGAGUUAUGGGACUGGUGCUCUGGUUAUCAGCUCGCUCCUGGAUUUCCUUACCUUUGCUCUGUGUGCCCCAUACAGCGAGACAACAGAAGGGCAGCAGUUUGACAUGUUGCUAGAGAUGGUUGCAUCAAAUGGUAGAACACUCUUCAAACUUUUUCAGCACCCCUCAAUGGCAAUUAUAAAAGGCGCUGGUUUAGUAAUGAAGGCUAUAAUAGAAGAAGCAGACAAAGAAAUUGCAACAAAGAUGCAAGAGCUUGCACUCAGUGAAGGUGCCUUACCUCGUCAUUUGCACUCUUCCAUGUUUACAAUAAGUAUUGAUCAGAGAAUGCUUACAAACAGACGGGUUGGUGUAAACAGCAGGCAUGCUCUAAAUUGCUGGUGUUGGAUCUGCAUAUUCCUUUCAUAACAUAAUAAAUGCCUUGUGUCUCUCACUCCCCAGCCCUCAGGUUUGCUGGCAUACCUGGACAGUAAGGAACCAGUACCAGAAAAGGAUGUUGACCGAAUGCACAUCAGGGAUAACUUAAAAAUUGCAACUGACCAAUAUGGCAAAUGCAGCAAAGUCCCUGAGUGGCAAAGACUUGCCGGAAAAGCUGCCAAGGAAGUUGAAAAAUUCACCAAGGACAAAGUUGAUUUGGUGUUGUUGCACUGGAGGGAUAGGAUGGGAAUAGCACAAAAAGAGAAUUUAGCCCAAAAGCCUGUUAUCCUUCGGAAAAGGCGUCAGAGAAUUAAAAUCGAAGCUAACUGGGAACUUUUCUACUACAGAUUUCAUCAGGAUCAUGCAAGGUCAAAUUUGAUCUGGAAUUAUAAAACAAGAGAAGAGUUAAGAGACUCACUGGAGGCUGAAAUGCGAGCAUUUAAUGUGGACAGGGAGCUUGGAAGCGCAACAGUAAUCUCUUGGAACCACCAUGAGUUUGAGGUAAAAUAUGAGUGCCUCUCGGAGGAGAUAAAAAUAGGAGAUUACUAUCUACGACUGCUUUUGGAAGAAGAUGAGAAUGAGGAAAACAGUGUUAUAAAGCAAUCGUAUGAAUUUUUCAAUGAGCUCUACCACCGUUUUCUCCUCACUCCUAAAGUGAACAUGAAAUGUUUAUGUUUACAAGCCCUGGCCAUUGUUUAUGGCAGAUGCCAUGAUGAAAUAGGGCCCUUCCCGGACACCAAGUACAUCAUUGGAAUGCUUGAGAGGUGCACCGAUAGGGUAGAAAGGGACAGGCUCAUUUUAUUUUUAAACAAGCUGAUUCUUAAUAAGAAAAAUGUGAAAGAUGUGUUGGACUCCAAUGGAGUCAGGAUCCUGGUUGAUCUCCUCACCUUGGCACAUCUUCACACCAGCAGAGCCACAGUUCCUCUUCAGAGCAACGUUAUUGAAGCAGCUCCUGAUAUGAAGAGAGAGAGCGAGAAGGAAUGGUAUUUUGGCAAUGCAGAUAAGGAAAGAAGUGGCCCUUACAGUUUUGUUGAGAUGCAAGAAUUCUGGAACAACGGAGUACUAAACGCAAAAACGCGCUGCUGGGCCCAGGGAAUGGAUGGUUGGAGACCUCUGCAAGUCAUCCCCCAGCUGAAAUGGUGUUUGCUGGCAAGCGGUCAAGCUGCCCUAAAUGAAACUGAUUUGGCCACUUUGAUUUUAAAUAUGCUUAUCACUAUGUGUUCAUACUUUCCCAGCCGUGAUCAAGACAAUGCCAUUAUUAGACCUUUACCGAAGGUGAAAAGACUGCUGACUGACAAUACCUGCCUUCCUCACAUCACACAGCUUUUGCUGACAUUUGACCCCAUCCUGGUGGAGAAGGUUUCCAUUUUGCUCUAUCACAUCAUGCAAGACAAUCCCCAACUGCCUCGUUUCUAUCUCACCGGAGUGUUCUUCUUCAUAAUGAUGUACACUGGCUCCAAUGUGCUUCCAAUAGCCAGGUUUCUGAAGUACACUCACACAAAGCAAGCCUUCAGAUCAGAAGAGAGCAAGGGGCCUGAUAUAUUUCAGCGGAGUAUACUUGGCCACAUUCUUCCUGAAGCUAUGGUGUGCUAUCUGGAAAAUUACGAGUCUGAUAAAUUUUCCGAAAUAUUUCUUGGAGAAUUUGAUACUCCGGAGGCUAUAUGGAGCAGUGAGAUGAGACGUCUCAUGAUUGAGAAAAUUGCUGCCCAUUUAGCUGACUUCAGCCCUCGCCUUCAGAGUAACACAAGAGCACUUUAUCAGUAUUGCCCCAUUCCAGUGAUCAACUACCCUCAACUGGAGAAUGAAUUGUUCUGCAACAUAUACUACCUGAAACAUUUCUGUGACACGCUCAGGUUUCCUAACUGGCCCAUCAAAGAUCCUGUGCAACUGCUAAAAGACACCUUGGAUUCAUGGAAAAAAGAAGUAGAGAAAAAACCUCCAACCAUGUCAAUAGAAGAUGCUUAUGAAGUUCUCGGUCUUCCAAAAGGACAAGGACAGCAAGAUGAGAGCAAAAUAAGGAAAGCAUACUUUAGACUUGCACAGAAAUAUCAUCCAGACAAGAAUCCUGAAGGAAGGGACAUGUUUGAAAAAGUUAACAAAGCUUAUGAGUUCCUGUGUACGAAGUCAGCCAAAAUUGUGGAUGGACCAGACCCAGAAAAUAUAAUUUUAAUUCUUAAAACUCAGAGCAUCCUUUUCAACAGGCACAAGGAAGACCUUCAGCCUUACAAAUACGCUGGCUAUCCCAUGCUCAUCAGAACCAUCACCAUGGAGACCUCCGAUGUCCAACUCUUCUCUAAGCUAUCUCUGUUACCUGCUGCCACUGAGUUGGCAUUUCACACAGUCAACUGUUCAGCCCUUAAUGCAGAAGAACUCAGGAGGGAAAAUGGCAUAGAGGUACUACAAGAAGCGUUCUCUCGCUGCGUUUCAGUGUUGACUGGAUCAAGUAAACCACAUGACAUGCCUGUACAGGUGUGUGGACAUAUAUGCAAGUGUUACAGUGUUGCUGCUCAAUUUGAAGAAUGCAGAGAGAAGAUUAUAGAGUUGCAAAAUAUCAUUAAAGACCUCUGCAGAGUUUUAUACUAUGGCAAGAGGGUCCAAAGAUUGGCAGCACAGGCAUUGGAAUGCGUGAGUUCCUUUGCUGUGGAUUUCUUUCUCCAGACACACUUGUUCCAUGCAGGGAUUUUGUGGCAUUUACUUAUUUAUCCUUUCAACUACGACUUUACCUUGGAGGAGAGUGGAAUUCAGAAGAACGAGGACACUAAUCAACAGGAAGUUGCCAAUAGCCUUGCCAAGCUCAGUCUUCUUGCAGUUAGCCGAUUAGGUGGCUAUUUACCAGGAGAACUAACAACACCAGAAAACCCUACAAUACGAAAAAGCUUAGCUGGGAUGCUCACCCCUUACAUUUCUCGGAAGCUGUCUGAGUCUACUCCUGCAGAGAUUCUCAAAAUGCUGAACAGUAACACGGAAAGUCCCUACCUGAUAUGGAACAAUGGUACAAGAGCAGAGCUGCUGGAAUUCCUUGCAGCUGAACAAGAAAGCAUGACAAGAAGGGGGGAAUGUGAUAGAAGCUAUGGAGCAGAAUUUGUUUUCAGUGAUCAUGCUAAAGAGCUCAUUGUCGGGGAGAUUUUUGUACGGGUAUACAACGAACAGCCCACAUUUCAACUGGAGGUGAGUAAAUUUUCUGGUCUGUUUAUUUCUUUAUUCAUUGCAGCAAGUCUGCUGGAUUAUAUCGGAUCGCAGGCACAGUACCUUCAUACACUGAUGGCUAUGACCCAGACAGGCAAAGUGGAGUCUGAUCAACAUGUCGACAGACUGCAGAGGGUUGAAAUGGCUCUGGAAGCACUGAGGAAUGUCAUCAAACACAAUCCUGGAUCAGAAACUGAAUGUAUCGGCCAUUUUAAGUUGAUAUUUUCUUUACUGCGAGUCCAUGGAGCUGGGAAGGUUCAGCAGCUUGCACUGGAGGUGGUCAACAUAGUCACCAGUAAUCAGGAAUGUGUAAAUAACAUUGCAGAAGCUAUGGUACUGUCCAGUCUGUUAUCACUUUUGCAUUCUUUACCAACAAGUCGACAGCUUGUCCUUGCAACUCUGUAUGCCUUAACGUCCAGCACAAAAAUCAUAAAAGAGGCUAUGGCCAAAGGAGCUUUAAUCUACUUGUUGGAUAUGUUUUGUAAUUCAACUCACCCACAAGUACGAACGCAGACAGCAGAGUUAUUUGCCAAAAUGAUAACUGAUAAACUUGUUGGUCCUAAGGUCAGAAUUGCUUUGAUGAAGUUCUUACCUGGAGUAUUUAUGGAUGCUAUGAGGGAUAACCCUGAAGCUUCUGUACAUAUAUUUGAAGGAACCCAUGAAAACCCAGAGCUAAUUUGGAAUGAUAAUUCCAGAGAAAAAGUAUCCACCACAGUUCGAGAAAUGAUGCUAGAGCACUUUAAGCAACAAGUAGAAAAUCCUGAUGCAAACUGGAAGUUACCGGAUGAUUUUUGUAUUGCAUUCGGAGAGGCAAAUGGAGAACUGUCAGUUGGUGGCGUUUUCUUGCGAAUAUUCAUUGCACAGCCUGCUUGGGUGCUGCGGAAGCCAAGAGAAUUCCUUGUGGCGCUUUUGGAAAAGUUUACUGAAUUACUAGAGAAAAAUAAUGCUCAUGGAGAAACGUUAGAAACCGUGACCACUGCAACAGUUUGUUUAUUUAGUGCACAACCUCAGUUACUGGACCAAGUCCCACCUUUAGGUCACCUACCCAAGAUACUCAAUGCAAUGAGCCACAAGAAUAAUGCUGUUCCAAAGUGUGCAAUACGGGUCAUCCACACAAUGACAGAUAACGAGCUUUGUGUUCGAUCGAUGGCUUCGCUUGAGACAAUUGGACCUCUGAUGUGUGGAAUGAAGAAACGUUCAGACAUGAUAGGAUUGGCAUGUGAAGCACUUAACAGGAUGUUCCAAAGGGAGCAAACCGAGCUUGUAGCGCAAGCACUGAAAGUGGAACUGGUUCCAUAUUUGCUAAGAUUACUUGAAGGACAAGGGCUGGAAAACCUUGAAAGACCAGCAUCCACGAAAGCUCAGAUAGUUAAAGCUCUGAAGUCAAUGACUCGCAGCCUGCAGUAUGGAGAACAGGUGAAUGAAAUCCUUGCUCGAUCCACUGUCUGGAGUGCCUUUAAAGAUCAGAAACAUGACUUGUUCAUUUCUGAAUCACAAACAGCAGGAUACCUCACUGGACCUGGCGUUGCUGGCUACCUUACUGCAGGGUCUUCAUCAACUGUUAUGCCCAACGCGCCACCACCAGUGGACCAUGAAGUAGGAGAUCUCGGAUAGACCACGAAGACUUUAAACCAAUGAGGAUGCAAAUAGACCUAAUCGCUAAUUGUUGCAGGGUU
Molecule: messenger RNA, 7121 nt
Organism: Nanorana parkeri
Lineage: Eukaryota; Metazoa; Chordata; Amphibia; Anura; Dicroglossidae
Gene: DNAJC13
Product: DnaJ heat shock protein family (Hsp40) member C13
Exons: 55
Biological process (GO): receptor-mediated endocytosis; endosome organization; regulation of early endosome to late endosome transport
Cellular component (GO): endosome membrane
Source: RefSeq, a predicted model, not a curated record